Aspergillus fijiensis CBS 313.89 is the source of this 1239-nucleotide messenger RNA. RefSeq names its product SDR family NAD(P)-dependent oxidoreductase. The transcript is spliced from 3 exons. The coding region runs from base 438 to 1145 and encodes 235 amino acids. The record is from RefSeq and is a predicted model, not a curated record. NCBI's taxonomy places the organism in Eukaryota, Fungi, Ascomycota, Eurotiomycetes, Eurotiales, Aspergillaceae.
GACUUGGUUGAGCGAUUCUGAUUGCUAAUGCAUGCUACAGAGGCUUUUGACCUCUGAACUUGGGGAAGAGAGAUGAGCCAAUUCCCAUCCCCGUCCCCGGUUUCGAACCGGGAAACUGCACCAUGGCUUUAGCGAAUACGGAACCUAUCCAUAGAAAGUGAACUUUGAGUUAAUCUGAACGUCCGCAUUCAUCAUCUCUCAGAGAGACCCCGGAGAGCCCGCUGUAUAAGCAAGCUCGUAUCAAUCUUUCUUUGACUUUCUGUUGCUAAUACUCGACAGGGUCUCAUGCAGUGAUCGUAUUUGUAAUGCCCCCUCACCAACCACCGCAAUGAUGAGAUAAAUACCGGUCAGAUCUCGCAAUCGAGCCCGCCGGUUUGAUACAUCAGUUUAUCAGACAAACCAGACCCACUUUGAAUUGAUUCCCCAAAGUCAACACCAUGACCACCACCGCAGCCCCAGUCGUCCUCAUUCUCGGUGCCGGCCGCAACAUCGGCCAGCACACAGCCCAGCACUUCGCAGCGAAGGGCUACCGAGUCGCCCUCACGGCUCGAAACGUCAACCCCGAUGACAGUACUGAAACCCAGCUCCAUAUCCAAUGUGACCUUGCCGACCCCCAGGCCGUCCAUGACGUCUUCUCGCGCGUGAAGACCACCCUGGGGGUUCCGAGCGUGGUCAUCUACAAUGCCUACGGCUUGACCCCAACGGACGCCGACGACGUUUUCAAGAUCACCACCGAGCAAUUUACCCGUGAUCUGAACGUCAACACCACCAGUGUUUUUGUCGCCGCCAAGCUGGCUGUCGAGGGAUUCGAGACCCUGCCUACCUCCGCAGCACGGACGUUCCUGUACACGGGGAACGCACUGAACACGGUUGCCGUGCCUCCGCUCUUCACGUUGGGGGUAGGGAAGACGGCCACUGCGCAUAUGAUCGAGUGUGCGGCGAUCGCGUACCGGGAGAAGGGAUACAAGUUCUACUUCGUCGACGAGCGGAGAGCGGACGGGUCAUCUUCAGGCGACAUCGACGGCGCGGCACACGCGCAGCUCUUCGCGGAGCUGGCCGAGAACAAGGAGCAACAACCGUGGCAGCAGACCUUCGUCAAGGGCGAGGGGCACAAGGUGUUUGGAAAAGGGUUUCUGGGCAACUAACUGACUUGGCUGUCUAUCAGUUCCAUUCGUAGUACCAUUCUAUCUCGUCCCAUAAUCUAUAUAAAGACUGAUCAUAAUGCAAUCACACUCAUCC